Asterias rubens (European starfish) is the source of this 5138-nucleotide messenger RNA. Its product is annotated as short transient receptor potential channel 4-like. Gene Ontology annotation, molecular function: inositol 1,4,5 trisphosphate binding; protein binding; store-operated calcium channel activity. The coding region runs from base 922 to 4248 and encodes 1108 amino acids. Lineage: Eukaryota; Metazoa; Echinodermata; Asteroidea; Forcipulatida; Asteriidae. The record is from RefSeq and is a predicted model, not a curated record. Gene Ontology annotation, biological process: calcium ion transmembrane transport; manganese ion transport; regulation of cytosolic calcium ion concentration. Gene Ontology annotation, cellular component: membrane; cation channel complex. The transcript is spliced from 12 exons.
GAACACGAGACGUCAAACACAACGAGGUCCGUGGAACACAAACAAUCAAUUCACAAUUCAACAAAGAAGUUAAUUGAAAUGAUUCUUACAACACAGGGUCUCAUCAGCGACUAUCCCUGUCUGUCUAAGGUGAACGUUACAUCAUGUGUACCAAUAGUCUACGGUGUGACACGUCGUACACCACCACCACUGCUCGGUCACUCGUAUUACAGAGUCGGAUGGUAUAGCGACAACCUCGGUGAUUGUGUGAUAUUUCCCGUGGAUGUUUAUGAUGAUUUCGGGUCCUAGCUCUAUAGUGAUACAUAUUAAUUUUCUUGGGUGAAUAUAUGUACUGGCAGUAAGUGUGCUGGUGUUUACAUCAACUACAACAACCUCCAAGGUUGCGAUUGACACGCUGUAUGAACACUAAAUAUUGCACUAGCUCGACAGCUACUCAAGAAUAUACCGGCACAUGUUGACCAUGUAAGUGUAUGCAUAGAGAACCACACAGUGUUUACUAGUGGGUUUUUGUGCUGGUAAAUGGAUAGUUUACAUUGAUCAGUGAGCCAUCUACAGUCGUUAACCACAGAGAAAGGUUAAAACUGACCUGCUGUAGUUUUAUCUGGGUAGGCUUUCUGGUGAUAGAACUUACGUUGUGAACGACAGAACGUGAACUGUUUGGUACUGAGUGGUAGAUUCACGUAAUACAUGCAUGGUUCAGGGAUACCUCAACUUAAAGAAUUUGAAUUCUUCCUUCUAGCACAAAGUACUCCAAACAAUUAGCUUUUGUGAUUUCAUUGUUUUCUACGUACCAGCCAAGAAAUACCACCGUUAUACUAGUAUGAACACAUCAACGUUCUGUCCCACCGUAUGGAGUUUAUCAAUAACUAAUGGAGAAUCAAUGUUUCUGUAGUCAGGCCAGCCAAACCUGUCACAAUCACCAUGCCCGCCUACUAUCAUGUCGAUGCGGCCAGCGACCGUAUCGCCAUGAAGAUUGUCCGCAAAGAGGCCCCUCUAUCGACCGUAGAGAGAGCCUUUAUCCUUGCCAUAGAGCGAGGUGACUAUGGCACCGUACGCCUGGCCCUGGAGGAAGCUGACAUUUAUUUCAAUCUUAAUAAGAACUGCGUGGACUCCUUAGGGCGUACCGGACUCCUUAUUGCCAUACAGAAUGAAAAUAUUGAGAUUAUUGAGUUACUUCUGAAGCACAACGUACACGUUGGGGACGCUCUACUGCAUGCUAUUGAUGAAGAAGUUGUUGAAGCUGUAGAGAUUUUACUGAGUUACAAACCACCAAAGAAAGAUAUUCGGGCUCGAAUCAUCCAAGAACAAAAUGAAACGGAUUUUACUCCUGACAUCAGUCCAGUGAUCCUCGCUGCCCAUCGGAAUAACUACGAGAUUCUAAAGAUCUUACUGGAACGUGGAGCCUCCAUCCCCAAACCACAUAAUGUCAAAUGUGGUUGUGAUGACUGCCUCUCCAGUAUACGACACGAUGGACUGAGGCAUUCUCGAUCUAGGCUCAACAUCUACCGAGCACUCGCUAGCCCUUCCCUUAUUGCUCUGUCGAGUGAUGACCCACUACUAACAGCCUUUGAGCUGAGCUGGGAGCUAAGGAAGCUAAGCUAUCGUGAAAACGAGUUCAAGACCGAUUAUGACAAGCUUGUACAACAGUGCCGAGAGUUUGCUACGAAUCUUCUUGAUCAAACCCGGGGUUCUAAGGAACUUGAAAUGAUGCUAAAUAGAGACAAUGAUUCGAUGACGGGUGAAGAUACAUUGAGUCGACUUCGGUUAGCUCUCCACUAUAAACAAAAACAGUUUGUGGCCCAUCCUAACUGUCAACAGCUGAUUGCAGAGGUCUGGUACCAAGGCUUACCCGGAUGGCGUCGUCAACACUUCACAGCCAAGUUCUUGAUUAGUGUGUUCGUAGGCAUUUCCUUCCCUCUUCUAUCGCUAGCUUACUUCUUAGCUCCCCGUACGAGGGUAGGCCAGAUACUCCGUCUUCCAUUCCUCAAGUUCAUUUGCCACAGUGCAUCGUAUUUGUUGUUCCUUGUCUUGCUGAUUCUUGCAUCGCUGGACCUGAAUGGGGAAUCAGACAGGGUUGAUGAAAGGGCGCCUCCACCGUCAGAUAUUGAAAUAUUAAUCGUCGUGUGGGUCUUAGGUUACAUAUGGGCUGAAGUGAAACAAUUGUGGGAUAUGGGCGUGACGCAAUAUCAACGAGAUUGGUGGAAUUCUCUGGACUAUGUAACCAACACUUUGUACGUCACAGUGAUAGGGCUUCGAGUAACUGCAUUUAUAAAUUUGAAAAUCAUGUAUAAUCCUAAUCACGGACCCAUUGUUCUAAAGCGAGCCGAAUGGGACGAAUGGGACCCCACUCUAAUGGCAGAAGCUGUAUUUGCUGUGGCAAAUAUAUUCAGUAUGCUACGAGUUGUCUACUUCUUUACCGCAAACUCCCAGCUUGGUCCUCUCCAGAUCUCACUAGGGCGUAUGGUUGAAGACAUCGUCAAGUUCCUCUUUCUUAUGACGUUGGUUUUAUUCUCCUUCGCCGCUGGACUCUAUCAACUGUACUGGGUUUAUGUCGUUAGAGAAGAGAGACUUCCCGACUCAACGGAUAAGGUUUGCUUUGGCGUAUCCUGUCGGGAACAGAACAACGCUUUCACAGAUCUUUUUCAGACGUUGCAGACCUUGGUAUGGGCUAUAUUUGGCCUGGUUGAAUUAUCCAACGUAAAGGUGGUCCCUGAACAUGGUGUGACUGAGUUUAUUGGUGCUCUUAUGUUUGGAGUCUACUGUAUUAUAACAGUCAUUGUUUUACUCAACCUACUCAUUGCUAUGAUGAAUGACUCCUUCCAGAAAAUACAGACCAAGUCAGACAUGGAAUGGAAGUUUGCUAGAUCGAAACUAUGGAUGAGUUACUUUGAUGAAGGGGAGACUCUUCCAGUUCCAUUUAACAUCAUCCCAUCCCCCAAAUCAAUCUACUACAUCUUCCGGGCCAUGUAUCGCUUCAUCUACAAGAAAAGGAAACGUGGACACCAGGAAAAUAUUGCCGUUAUCAAGGCGAAUCUCGCUGAGAAGAGAAGGAUAAACAACGAAGAGUACCAGAAAGUAGUUCGGAACUUGGUGAAGCGGUACCUGAACAACAACCGCCGAGGACAGAGGGCUGAAGGUGUGAGCGAAGACGACCUGAAUGAGAUCAAACAAGAUAUAUCAGCAUUCCGGUAUGAGAUCUUAGAGAUUCUUAAGAACCCUCCCAAGUCUGUAGAUACAGGAACCGAAGCAAGUUCCAAAGGUUCAAGAGGAUCUAAGAAAGCAGUGUCAAUUGCAGAGAUGGGUACGAGCUACUCAGUGACAUCAAUGUCGUCUGUCUCCAGUAACUCUUCUUCACCACAACUUGACAGAGUUCCUUCGUUUCUAAUGAGGAAAGGAAAGAAGAACAAGCGGAGCCCACAGCACCGGGAAUCUAUGCAUAAACCGCUUAAGUGUGAUCCGAUCGAAGAGGAAGAUUAUUCUUUACCAGACUUCUUAAAGGUGAAGAAUGUUAAGAAUGUAGUGAGUGCUGUGAAUGAGAUGAAGAGAUCCUCCCGCAAACGGAGAUUGCGAGAGCUCUUAUCUAAAGAGUCACUUAGCUCAGCUGCAAGUGCUUCAAUCCCUGAGAGAAUAGAAGAGGGUGUGGUCCUGGCUGAGUCUCCCAGAAGGAUUCAGAGUCAAGCUUCUGUUGAAAUGAACGAUGAAGAGAUGGAUGCAAUCAUGAAACAAGGAAUAACAGAUGAUACAGUCGGAAACAUUGCAUCAACAACGAGUGAAGAUGAAUCUGACGAUCCAUUCAAAGGUAGUGGAGUAGGUGGAGACUCCAAGACCCCAGUCCAUCGAGUCAAAUCAUUCGCUACCCAUGGUGGUCAUGACAAUGAAGCCUUGCAUUUAGAGGAGAGUGGAGGUGAGGAGGAGACGACCCAACCAACCCGGCGGGAGAAUAGUGGUGAUUCACAGAGUACUUCGGGUAUUGCUUCACCUAAUAACAGCUUCCAAUCUCAGGACUCAGUAGAUGGAGAGCAGAGUGGAGUCCCUACAGCUGCUCGGCCGUACGAGAGUGCUAGUGAUCCUGAUGAUUAUUGUGUGGAGACGGGUAUGAACGUUGCUUUGAGACCUAAAACAAAAAACAACGGACCAAAGAGUAAAUGUCCACCUAAGAGGUCUUCAUUUCUUUGGGGAGGUAGAAAACCUCUCGAAGAUGAAGAUGUUGAGUUGACUGACCUUCAGUAUAAUGGUGCCCAGUCGUAAUGGUGCAUGGAGUUGUAUUAUUAGCUACCAGACACGAUUUCAGGUUUAAGACUGCCCAGACUGAAACAGUUGCAGGUACUCCUUUGUAUUUAAUUAUUCAUUGAGAUUUCACAAAGUAAUCAGUGAGUUAAUUCGGGAACUGUAACAUACGACUGUUUGAUGUACUCGAUACACUUUGGGCUGUUAGAUUGGAGAGUUAAUUUGGAACUAUUUGUAAUUUAGAAUAACCAAAUAAUAUAUUUACAAUGGAUUAUGUGCAGGCUGUUGUACAUACGAAGUUCUUUCCAGCCUGCUGUAAACUUCCAAAUUAUUUUCAAAUUUUCAUUAAUCCACAUUAGUCGUCCUUAUAAUAUUUAUGAAUUCACUGUACACAAGUAUACAUAUGUAAUUAAUAUUUUAGAUUUAAAUACAGAUGGUCUCUGAGCUUCCAGGGUUAUAUUUAUGAAUGCAUCAUACAACUAUUAAUAGCUUAUAUCAACAUAUUACAUUGUACAUGAUAGUUAUCAGGAGACUUUAAAAUGAAGACAGUACGAGCUAAAUUUGUUCACAUUUCCGAUUCAUUGGCAAGUACUAGUCUCAUAGGGAACUACUUGAUAACAUAAUGUAUCUACGGAUCCUUGGAGGUGCUUUCACAAUCUCAUGUCAUUAUUUUUCUUUUUGUGAAUUGUUUAGUUUUUGAUGAGAGCCUGUUUCAUGGUGGCUAGUUUGUGUUUAUUUCAUUAUAAUUGCACCCAUUAAUACAUUAACCUUCGAUUUGUAAUUAAUAUGAUUAGGGAUAAAGGUUUCUUUAGUUGUUUACUUGCAUUCUUAACACUCGUAGUAACACUAGUAACACUAGUAACACUCCACUUCCCAAGCCCCACCCAACUUCCCAAGUCCCACCCUACUUC